GGAACCAUUUUAGUGCAUCAUUUCAGAGCGCAUGGAGGAAAUUAACGGUGCUUGGUUAUCACGCUCUUCGUCACAGUGAUAUGUACUCUUGAUAGUGAACUUUGACACAAGCAUUUUCGAAAACUUUCUAUUUUCAACACGAUUUAAUAAAAAUAGAUUAAUAAAGAAAAAUGGCUCCACGAUCAGAAGCAGAAGUAAAGGAAAGUUCAGAAUUACCGAAAGAUGUACCAAAAAGAGGCGUUAAUGCCGUUUUAUUGGGGCCACCUGGUAGUGGCAAGGGUACACAGGCGCCAUUAUUGAAAGAACGAUAUUGUGUAUGCCAUCUAUCUACAGGUGAUAUGCUCAGAGCAGAAAUUAGUUCUGGAUCUUCAAUUGGGGCAGAAAUUAAAAAAGUAAUGGAUGAAGGUAAAUUGGUCAGUGAUGAUCUUGUAGUUAAAAUGAUUGAUCGCAAUUUAGAUAAACCUGAAUGUCAGCGUGGUUUUCUAUUGGAUGGCUUUCCAAGAAGUGUUCCACAAGCUGAGAAACUUGAUGGUAUGCUACAAAAGAGAAAAACUAAGUUGGAUACUGUGAUAGAGUUUGGAAUUGAUGAUAAUUUAUUGAUAAAGAGAAUCACAGGCCGUUUAAUACAUCCUGCUAGUGGUAGAUCAUAUCAUGAAGAAUUUGCUCCACCCAAAGAACCUAUGAAAGAUGAUGUUACUGGAGAGCCAUUAAUUAAAAGGUCUGACGAUAAUGUAGAUGCAUUGAAAAAACGUUUAUCAAUAUAUCAUACACAAACUCAACCCCUAGUUGAUUAUUAUACUUUACAAGGAAUUCAUUAUUAUGUAAAUGCAGCUCAACCAAGCAACAAUGUUUUUCAAGAUAUUGAUCGCAUUUUUCAAAAAACAAUUAACCAAGACAAGAGUAAAGCUGAAAAAAAGAAAGGUUUCUUCAGCUGGUUCUUUAAAAGUGAUGCAUAAAAGUGUUAUAGCACAUUUCUCUCUUCUAAGUGAAGCAGAUAGUUGGAUGGGAAGUAUAUUUUAGUAUUAUGGUGAUUUCUAGAAGAAUUUAAUAUUUUAGAUAUAUAAUUUACGAUUCAAAAGUAAUUUAUAUAUUUAAAAAGGUACAUAGUUAAUACAGUAUGUAUUUUUUGAUUAAAUAAUAUACUUUACAUUUAGUAAAGGUGUAAACGGCAUCACAUUAAUUUCGUUAAAAAUAGUCCUGUGUAAAUCUAUAAAGGAAGUAUUGUAAGUUAAUCAAUUGAAUGCACACAUCUUUAUUAGUAGCGGGUAUUUGAUGAUGUAAUUAUAACAUAAAAAGUAAUCGAUUAAUUGCACCUAAGAAAAAAUAUAUUUGUAUAUAAUGGAUACUAGACCUUUCACAUACUUCUUUUUUUAUUAAAGUUUACAUUCGAUAAUUUUUAUUACAAACAUUUACUUAAUACUUCAGACAUGUGCACCCGAACCAGUAUAAAUAUAAUUUUAAAGUAACUUCACUUUUAAUAUUAUUUGUUAUAAAAGACUAAUCAAGUUAUACAUUUUUGUUUAACUUGAGUGAUAAUGAUGCAUUUUUAAAUAUUUUAUGCUUCAAGUGUUAAACAUGCCGACUAAAAUGCUUCAUUUAUAUAUUACACGCACAUGUAUCAGUUUUUACAUUUUUUAAUUAAAUCAACUUUAUUUAGGUAACAUAAAAUAAUAAAUAUUUAAAAAUAUUGUAUUAAAAAUGCACUGAAUCUAUUGUCACGCCUAUAGAUUUUUAAAAAUAGUUUUACAAAUGGCUAUAAAUGAAGUGUAAUGUAUAUGAAAAGAUAUUUUACAUAAGCAAAAGUAAAUCCAAAUAUAUUCUGGUACAAUAUUUCUGCCUAUACAUGUUGUAUCAUUAUCCCAUUGUAAAUAUUUUACAAAGAGAAAUGAAUGUAUAUCUGGAUGUAAUAAAAUUUUCAAACUGA
Osmia bicornis bicornis is the source of this 1924-nucleotide messenger RNA. It is a transcript of the gene Ak2, whose product is annotated as adenylate kinase. The record is from RefSeq and is a predicted model, not a curated record. Bases 171 to 956 code for a protein of 261 amino acids. Gene Ontology annotation, cellular component: cytoplasm; mitochondrion. Gene Ontology annotation, biological process: ADP biosynthetic process. NCBI's taxonomy places the organism in Eukaryota, Metazoa, Arthropoda, Insecta, Hymenoptera, Megachilidae. Gene Ontology annotation, molecular function: AMP kinase activity; ATP binding. The transcript is spliced from 4 exons.